AUGUCAUUGCCUGUGGUUAACAUUGACGUUGACUAUCAUGCUGAGAAAGAGCGCAUCGAGCAGUUUUUGUCCACAUUUACAUCACAAGAGAAGGAUCUGGUCGACGGGAUGGCAGACAUUGAUCUUCAGGACAAUGCCGAUGGGGGGCGGCAGAAAGCUCUGAAGUACAUGCAACAAUUGCAACGGGUGGCCAACAGAGAGCAGCAAAUGCUUCACGAACGUACCGUGGCCGAGCUGGUCUCCCGGAUCCGUCGAAACGCGCGGCGCUACGUUUCCCUCUUCAGCGAAGUCAUCGAUUCUCUAAUGCCUGAACCAACCAAAGACAUCAGCGAGCACGAUGAGGUUAUAGAUGUCAUCCUCCAUCAACGUAAAGCACAAAACCAAAACCUUGAAGCCGGCCAACAGCACUUCCCUGACCAUCUAUUGCGACGAUAUAAUCUUUACUUUCAGCCUUUGCGCUCUGAUAUUGCCAUGGCUGUACGAGAUGUCAAGGGUGCUCAUCUUGGUCGGCUCAUCACUGUCCAAGUCAAGCCGCUCCUUCUUGUCAACGCAUACACCUGCGACUCGUGCGGGUCAGAAACAUUCCAAGACAUCUCUCACAAGGAGUUCGCUCCGAUCUACGAUUGCCAGAAUGAAGACAGCUGCAAGAAGAACGGGAUUCAUGGCACUCUUCAUAUGCAGACAAGAGCCUGUCGCUUCAGUCCUUUCCAAGAGGUCAAGAUACAGGAGAUGGCUGAUCAAGUGCCUGUGGGACACAUCCCUCGCUCUAUGACGGUGCAUGUCAAUGGUACACUGACGCGUCAAAUGAGCCCCGGAGACAUCGUUCACUUGGGUGGCAUCUUCCUCCCUAUUCCCUACACGGGGUACCAAGCUAUACGUGCUGGACUUUUGACCGACACUUUCCUUGAAGCCCACCACAUUCAUCAACUCAAGAAGCAAUACAGUGCCAUGGAACUGACCGCCGAUAUCAUACGCGAUAUCAAUGCGCUCUCCAGCGACCCUCACCUCUACGCCAAACUUACGCAAAGUAUCGCUCCUGAAAUCUAUGGUCACAUCGACGUCAAGAAAGCCCUUUUACUCCUGCUCGUCGGCGGCGUGACCAAGCAAAUGGGCGACGGUCUGAAGAUCCGCGGGGACAUCAAUAUCUGCCUCAUGGGCGACCCCGGUGUAGCCAAGUCACAACUCCUCAAGUAUAUCUCAAAGGUUGCUCCGCGCGGCGUAUACACCACAGGCAAAGGUUCUUCGGGUGUGGGCUUAACUGCAGCCGUUAUGCGAGACCCAGUAACGGAUGAAAUGGUUCUCGAGGGUGGCGCACUCGUACUCGCGGACAACGGCAUUUGCUGUAUUGACGAGUUCGAUAAAAUGGAGGAGUCUGAUCGCACUGCCAUUCACGAGGUCAUGGAACAGCAAACGAUCUCUAUAUCCAAGGCAGGCAUCUCCACCACGCUGAACGCACGCACGUCGAUUCUUGCUGCUGCAAACCCGCUGUACGGUCGAUACAACCCCAAGUUGUCCCCUGUAGAGAACAUCAACCUACCGGCUGCUCUUCUAUCCCGUUUUGACCUCAUGUUCCUCAUUCUUGACAAGCCCACUCGUGAGGACGACGAGCAGCUCGCCGUCCAUGUCACCCACGUCCACAUGUAUAACACUCACCCCGAACUCGAGUUCGAAGUUGUCGAUCCUGUUCUAAUUCGCCACUACAUCGCCCGCGCACGACAAUACCGUCCAACGGUGCCGGCAGACGUCUCCAAUUAUGUCGUCGACUCGUAUGUUCGCCUCCGCAAGCGGUCCAAGGACGACGACGCGAACGCCAAGUCACACACGUACAUCUCCGCGCGUACGCUCCUCGGCGUCCUUCGCCUUUCUCAGGCCCUCGCACGUCUCCGCUUCUCAGACCUUGUUCAGCGCGCGGAUGUCGACGAGGCGCUGCGUCUCAUGGAGGUGAGCAAGAAGAGCCUCGACGACGAGGACGAAGACGCGCGCGACCACGACCGAUCCGAUGUCAGCAAGAUCUUCCGUCUCAUCAAGGAGAUGGCCAAGCAGGCGCAGGGCGGAAAGAAGGGUCGUCGUGCGCGGGGUGCCAGGCGUUUUGGAAAGGGGUCGGGCGGAGAGCGGGACAUGGACGUCGACGAUGAAGAGGAAGACGUCGAGGAGCUGUCCAUGGUCGACAUCCGUUCCCGAGUGCUUACGAGCGGCUUCACUGAAGCUCAGCUCAUGGAUACCAUUCUCGAGUACGAGGGUCUUGACGUCUGGACUCGCGUGGCCAACAACUCAAAAUUGCGUUUCAUCGAAACCGAUUAG
Epithele typhae is the source of this 2301-nucleotide messenger RNA. Its product is annotated as MCM-domain-containing protein. Gene Ontology annotation, molecular function: ATP hydrolysis activity; ATP binding; single-stranded DNA helicase activity. Gene Ontology annotation, cellular component: nucleus; MCM complex. Gene Ontology annotation, biological process: DNA replication; DNA strand elongation involved in DNA replication; double-strand break repair via break-induced replication. Bases 1 to 2301 code for a protein of 766 amino acids. The transcript is spliced from 10 exons. The record is from RefSeq and is a predicted model, not a curated record. NCBI's taxonomy places the organism in Eukaryota, Fungi, Basidiomycota, Agaricomycetes, Polyporales, Epitheliaceae.